GUGAACCUCUCGUGUUUAAAAUUCAGUACAAAAUUUCUGAAAAAUCCACCAGAGAUAAGAUUGGAAAAUCAUCAGUUAUAAAAGUUUGAGCUAUCAAAGUCUCGUCAUUUUUUUGUACUAGCUGCUCAGUCACGAUGGGGUCUGUUGGUGUCUUUGUCUGGUCUGUGGUUUGUCUGACGGUACUCAAUCUUCAUUUAGCAGCUUGUGGGGAUGAAACAAUAUGCGCAGACAACCACUGGACCAGCGGCAACCACCCCCACCCCCUGUACUGUGACCGCUAUGUUCAGUGUAGUGGCACCACGACCCAGGUCAUACACUGCACACCCAACACUGGCUUCGACCCGUCCACCGCGCACUGUGUGACCAACGCGCCAGCAUGCAAUGAUGCACCUGUGACGGUAGAUACAAGCUCUGGAAUAUGCCGUGACAACAACUGGCAGAGUGGGGUCCACCCCCACCCCGACACAUGCGACCAGUACAUCAUGUGCUACGACUUCGCCACGCAGAUCCUCAACUGUCAAGCUGGACUCAAGUUCGACCCGACCAAGGGUGCCUGCGUCGCUGCUAACAUUGCUGAACCCUGCAAUGACCACACAGGCUCCGGCGGUCUGUGCAGAAAAGCUGACAUCCUCUUCAUCAUCGACUCCUCCUCCAGCAUCGGCUACAGCAACUACAGCAAGCAGCUGGAGUUUGUCCGCAGGAUGACCACCUUCUUCCCCCUUGACGCCGACAACGUGAGGUUUUCCGUCAUUGUAUUCGCCACUGACGCCGUGCUCGCUAUCAGGUUCAACGACUUCUAUGAUCACAUGUCACUUACUAGGGCCAUCCAGAACCUGACGUAUGUGGGGGCCGCCACAAACACAUACAAAGCCCUGCAGCUGGCACAGUCGAGUGCCUUCACCAAGGCUAACGGUGCCAGAGAUGGUGUGCCACACAUCACGGUUGUACUCACUGACGGCAUGUCCAGCGACUACGGCCUGACGGUCAACGAGGCCAGCAGGCUCAGGUCAAUGGGGGUCAUCGUCCUGGCUGUGGGUAUAGCUGCAGCCAAUCGUACAGAGCUAGAAGGGAUGACCGGAUACCGCGGGUCUGAGGCCAACAAGUUUGUUUUCUAUGUGGAGAAUUUCGAUCUGCUGCAUACCUUACAGGAUGAUGUCCCGCUCGCUACGUGUCAGGCAGUGACCGGCGCAGCGUGUCUGGACAUAUCCGUGGCCGACAUCAUCCUUGUCAUGGACUCCUCAAGCAGCAUCGGCUACAGCAACUACCAGAAACAGCUCACCUUUGCCGCCAACCUAACGGACAACUACAACAUCGGGGAGAGCGCGGUCAAAUUCGGGGCCAUCAGCUACGGUACUGAGAUCGUGAAGAUCUUUGAUCUUAAAGAUCAUCAGAAUCAUGCAGCGAUCAGACAGUCUCUGUUGGGCUCACAAUACCUGUCCAGCAGUACCAACACAGCAGGGGCACUCCAGAAAAUCGUGACAGACAACAUGUUUGGGCCGGCGUCUGGCGGACGGAACAACGUCACUAAAGUCGUCAUCACCAUGACGGAUGGCGAGUCCAACAACGUUGCCCAAACUAAAGCCGAGGCCCAGCAGCUCAAGGCCAAAGGUUACAAGAUGAUCUCUAUUGGGAUAGGAAGUCAGGUCAACCAUGACGAGCUGACCACCCUCGCCACCAGCACCAACGAGAUGUUUUUAUCUCCCGGAUAUGACGUCCUACACAUGUUGAACGAGGACAUUCUGACCAGGUCUUGUGGAGUGCCUGGCAACAUUCCCAUCACGGUAACUACAGGUGAGGUUUGGGACAUUUGCCGACAGCAGAACUGGGUCAACGGUAUCCACGCCAACCCGUUCGACUGCACUAAGUUCAUCGAGUGCACGUACCUGCACACGGCCAUCAUGAACUGCCCUGCUGGUCUGCUGUACGACCCCAGUUUGAAUACCUGCACCUUCGCAAACUCCGUGUCCGUCUCUUGCCUGGGCUACGGCUACAACCCUGCCCUGGGGGUGGGUGGCUCGGUGAUCAUCACCCAGACAACCCCUGCCACCAAUUUUGACGUUCAAAACACGUGUAGGAUCAACAACUGGAAUACCGGGAUCUACACCCACCCCUACGACUGCCGGUACUAUAUCGAGUGUCAUUCAUACACGACCCAAGUUGUCCCCUGCCCUCUGAACUUUUUAUAUGACCCCACGGUCAAGAGGUGCGAGGAUCCCAGCUACGCUCACCCCUGCAAUGACUACAGCCCUGGGGUCGUGUCGACCACAAACUUUUAUCCAACCGUGGGGCCACAGCCCGUGGAUUAUAUAUUGAACGUCUGCUCCACCCACCGGCUGUCCGACGGCCUGUACCCCGACCCCGGGAGUUGCAGCCAUUUUGUGGAGUGUGUCAACCAGAUCACCUACCACAUGGAGUGUCCAGACGGCCUCCAUUUCAACACACACGCGCUCAACUGUGACGACGUCCAUCUGGUCAACUGCAAUGACAACUAUCGAUAUGUUUUCUGAUUGACCUCCAUUUUGGUCGUUCUUAGACCUCAAUGUUGGUCGCUCAUAGAACUCGUUGUUGGCCUAUCAUAGACCUCAAUGUUGGUCGUUCAUAGACCUCGUUGUUGGUCGUUGAUAGACCUUUAUGUUGGUCGUUGAUAGACCUCUACGUUGGUCGUUCAUUGACAUUUAAGUUGGGCGUUCACCGACUUUCAUAUUGGUCGUUAAUAGAACUCCAUGCUGGUCGUUCAUAGACCUUCAUGCUGGUCUAUCAAAUGCCUCCAUGCUGAUCAUGUUCUUGUAUUUGAAUAUGUUUAUUAUUGUAACUUAUCAAUCGCUUUCUUUAUUUGUCCAUUUUUUAACCUUCAUGCAACUCAAAUCAACCAGCACGUAUGACAUUACUGUUUAUAUUUGUUAACACAAUACAUGUUAGUUGAUACAA
Molecule: messenger RNA, 2928 nt
Organism: Physella acuta
Lineage: Eukaryota; Metazoa; Mollusca; Gastropoda; Physidae
Cellular component (GO): extracellular region
Molecular function (GO): chitin binding
Source: RefSeq, a predicted model, not a curated record